CCUCCAUCAUGUGACCAAAGAAACAAAAAAGAAAAAACCGAUGCAAUAAUGGUUUCUGUACAGCACAUUAGUGGGACAAAUGAUCCAUACGGACGCAAUCCCACAAGGAAAGACACCGAAGAUAAAAAGGCAAACGGCAGUCACGGAAAAAUGGAAGAACUUAAAUCGUUUGCACAAGAUACAACUCUACACGGGGCUAGAUUUUUGUUCGCUAACAACAUUUUCAGAAGACUGUUAUGGACCGUGGCUGUUAUAGUGUGCUUCGGUCAUUGCUGCUAUCAAGUUUUCACCUGUGUGAGUGAAUUUAACAAACGACCUUUCAACACGAAAAUAACAGCUAAUACCAGCACUGAUGACGGCGUUCUCUUCCCCGCUGUAACGCUGUGCAAUCUCAAUUCCCUCAACACUCGAAGAUACGUGCAAAUGAUGUCAAUGCAUGAAAACAGAUCGAUAAUUGAGAGAAAAUUGAAAGACAUUACUCUUUUGUCAAGACGAUCCAAAGAGAUAUCAAGCCAAGACUUCCAAAAUCGCAAUCCCGGGCUUUUUGUUCGCCAAAGCACCGCCAAUACUACAAAGCAGUUACAAGGGCUAUUUAGCCAUCAAAUUGAAGAAAUGCUUUUACCAGGGAGUCCGCAUUUCGAGUCUUGCUCCUUCAAUGGAGAGCGCUGCGACGCAAAGAACUUUUCCAGUUACCAAAGCUUCAUGUUCGGAAAUUGCUACACGUUCAAUUCUGCAGAAGUCAGCAAUCCACCGCUACAAGCAACCAUAGCCGGCCAAUACAGUGGUUUAAAGCUUCGACUCAAUAUUGAACGUGAGGGCUAUCUGAAGAAUACUUUAAACCCGUUUGUAGGGCUUGUAAUUCUCUUACAUGACCAGAAGACAUUUCCAAUUGUGGAAGAGUUUGGCAUUAAAGUUCAACCGGGUGUUUCUACCCUUUGCGCCAUAAAGAGAAGAAAGGUAAAUGAAAAAAAAAAAAAAAACCAAAACAAAACAAAUAGUAUGCAUUUUUAAAAAUCAGUUCCUCUAUCCCCCUCUUCAGCCUGUCUUCUGACUCUAAUCUCUAUAUCAGAAGGAAAAAGAAAAAAAUUGAAAUUGAUGGUUAAAACUUUGAAUGAUCAGUCUCCGGAGUACCUGAAAUGCCUAUUUAAACCCUUCAGCGCGAACUAUGGACUUAAAAAUAGUGAAAACAAACUGGCUCUGCCUAAGCCCCGUAGCGAUUUUUUGAAACGUAGUUUCUGCUACGUUGGGGCACAUUCGUGGAAUAGCCUUCCAUCUAACGUCAGAGCCAUUACAUUUUUUAUUAACUUAAGAUAUGAGAUAAAUCGCCAACUGUCCUCCUCGUACUCCCACACGGCAAACAUGUCAACCAGUUUUCUUUUACUAUCUCAAUCUUAUAACUGAUGCUUUUAUCGAGUCUAAAUAAAGUGUGUAUAAGUUCUAGUUUUUUGGCAAGAUGCAUUACUAUUAACAUAUCCUUUUUAUUACAGAUAAUUAACUUGGAAAAGCCCUAUGCAACUAACUGCACAAAACGAUCCCUUGCCGUGUUUAACAGCAACUCGUACACUGCCUACACCAAAGCAGCUUGUCUCUUGAACUGUCGCAACGAGUACACCAUCGAAACCUGCGGCUGUACUCCACUUGAAUUUAAAGGACUUAAAGGUAUGAACCGGCCAUCUCACCCUAACAGAACCUCACACAAGUAAUGACAAGAUUGUAAGCUAUUUCCUCAAGAAGAGCAAAUCGAGACAUAUAUAAACUAGCUAGGCGAUGCCGUUCGUGAGGCCUUAGAAAGCGCGGUUCAAAUGUAAUAUUUCACCUUCAACGACCGGCGCAAUGCAUUGAAACAAUGAAAGUCAGAUACUCAAAUGUAUAUCCUCCGUACAUCGAAAAGAAGCUCCCCCUGCACCAGAAGCUAAUUACAGGGGUAAGCCCUGGUACACACAUCCAACCUAAAGUUACUCAAAGUGCAAACCAAAGUAGCAGGAAAAAUUUGCU
Messenger RNA from Orbicella faveolata, 1995 nucleotides. Its product is annotated as acid-sensing ion channel 1C-like. The record is from RefSeq and is a predicted model, not a curated record. Gene Ontology annotation, molecular function: ligand-gated sodium channel activity. Gene Ontology annotation, biological process: sodium ion transmembrane transport. Gene Ontology annotation, cellular component: plasma membrane. NCBI's taxonomy places the organism in Eukaryota, Metazoa, Cnidaria, Anthozoa, Scleractinia, Merulinidae.